UUCCAGACAGUCAACAAGCAGCAAAACGGAAUACAAACAUGACGAGCAUCUGCAGCAACUAUUCGCACUUUCAGCUGACCAACGGCAACAUCAUGUUGCUGCAUCAGCAGCAGCAACAAUUGCAGCAACAACUGCAGCAGCAACAGCAACAACAAUUGCAACACCAGCAGCAGCAACAACAACAGCUGAUUGCGCCCAAGCUGCCGCUGGGCAACAGCCAACUGCAGAACAUGCAACAGUCGACAAUUGGGCCCAUGCUGGCCAAAAAGAAAUACAACUAUUCGAAUCUGCCGUACGGCGGCGCCGAACAGCUGCCCUCGGUGGCUCGUCGCAAUGCCCGGGAACGGAAUCGUGUCAAGCAGGUGAACAAUGGCUUUGUCAAUCUGCGCCAGCAUUUGCCGCAAACUGUCAUCAAUACGCUAUCGAACGGCGGACGCGGCGCCAGCAAAAAGCUCUCCAAGGUGGACACGUUGCGCAUCGCUGUUGAGUAUAUACGCGGUCUGCAGGAUAUGCUGGACGAUGGGCAGCCAAGGUGCCAGCAGCUGUUCGGCGGCCUGGCGGACGAGAGCAGCAACGAUGGCAGCCAUGACUAUAACGACUAUAACGAUAGCCUGGACAGCAGCGGCGGCGCCCUGGGCACUGGACAAAAAUAUGCCGGACAUUCGUAUCACUCCAGCUCGCCCACGCACUCGUACAGCGACGAUGCCUCCGAUCUGUCGGCCAGCUGUGUCAAGCAGGAGCUCACCGAACAGGAGUCCGAGCAGCAGCAGCAGCAACAACAACAGCAACAGCAGCAGCAACAUUUCAAAUUCGAGUCCUUCGAUAGCUUCAGCGACGAGCAGCCCGAUGAUGAGGAGCUGCUCGACUAUAUCUCCUCGUGGCAGGAACAGUGAGCGAGAUGCGUGCAAAAACAAAGCCUGUACAAACUGUAUAUAACCAGCAAAAAACAAAACAAAACAAAACAAAAACAACAACAACAAAAAACUGUUGCCUUAGUGAAAACAAAAAACACAAAAACAAACCAAGUCCCAGAUUCUAGAAGUUUCCUAGUUUUAACAACAACUUUUUUUUUUUCAUAGUUUAAGCAUGGAAGACAAUGAUAUAAAACCACAAUUUUUUUUCAUAGUUUUAAGUUUUUGUUAUAAGCAUG
Molecule: messenger RNA, 1150 nt
Organism: Drosophila virilis
Lineage: Eukaryota; Metazoa; Arthropoda; Insecta; Diptera; Drosophilidae
Gene: l(1)sc
Product: lethal of scute
Biological process (GO): developmental process; regulation of transcription by RNA polymerase II
Molecular function (GO): protein dimerization activity; DNA-binding transcription factor activity, RNA polymerase II-specific; RNA polymerase II transcription regulatory region sequence-specific DNA binding
Source: RefSeq, a predicted model, not a curated record